CGUCAACUUCUUCAUCGGAUCUUUUUCUGUUUCUCGCGUUUUUGCGGGGUUCUUUUUGCUCGUUUCGUGGCUUUAGUGGAUGCAAUUUGCCUCUGCGUUCCCUAAAUGGCAACCCUUUCAAUGGCCCGAGGACAUCCACCCGAUCCGACAAGGGCUCCGGGUGUUGAACUUCUCCCACAUAUAUAUUCCGCUCCAGCUUCUUCCUUUUCUUUAAAAGUUAUACAAAGGAAGAAAAGUGACAAGUAACAAUGGCCAAUUCAGAAACAUACUCCCCCAUCCGCGAGGCGGGUCGGAUCUUCUCCCUGCUAUGCGACCAGUCCGAACGCUUCAGUUUGCCUCUACAAGUCGUUGAGAACCGGGACAAAGUCUCGUUCUACUCUUCCCACGACCAAAUUUACUACCCAAUUCCCUUCAAAGAGACUGAAACCUUGGCUGCAUUGAAAGGUAUCGAAGGUGCCGUAGCCGCAGCCCUAGCCGAUUUGCGGUAUGGCACGUCGUCGCGGGAUAUCAAGAUUAGUUUGGAGAAGGCUACGGCGUUUGGUUGCCAGGCGUAUAUGGCCAAGUUGGAUGGGUUGUCCAAGUUGGAUCCUGCUGUUAAAGCUAGGUUGAAGGACACGGAUCUCUUGGCCGCGCAGUCGAAUGGAUACCGCCGCAUGUCUGCGAAUCUUUAUCGUACCAAGAACCCCGGUGAAUUUUUCCAUAUUCACGGCUCGCUGGAAGCUACGACGACAUUGAAUAUGAUUGGCUUGGAGGGUCACCGUCCGGAUUUGACAGACUACGAAGAGGUUAUCAAGGUGAUCGAGAGCCAUGUGCAGAAAUAUGGGGCUGCAGAGUUGGAGAACAUGAAUCGGGAGAGGAGACAGGCUGGUGUGACGGCGUUCAAGCACGAGGACUUUGUCAAGACCCCUCAUGGCCAAGCCAACAUGCAGGAGCCCUUCUGGAAGGUGUCGCGCUUGCAGGGCGACAUUCCUCCAACACCGUUCCCCGCCAGCCGUCUCGGAAGCAAGAAGGUUUUGGAAGGGAUCAAAGUCUUGGAACUCUGCCGUAUCAUUGCCGGUCCGACUGUCACCCGGAUUCUGAGCGAGUACGGCGCCGAUGUCUUGAAGAUCACAAGCCCCAAUCUCUCGGAUGUGCCGUUCUUCCAGGUCGACGGAAACAUGGGCAAGCAUGCAGCUGAUCUCGAUUUGAAGACGGAAGAAGGACGACGCCAAUUCGAAGAACUAGUCGCAGACGUUGACGUUGUCGUUGACGGAUACCGUCCUGGAGCUCUGGAAAAAUUAGGCUAUGGCCCGAAUGCUCUUGCCGCUUUGGCUGAAAAGCGCGGCAAGGGUGUUGUGUAUGUGAAUGAGAACUGCUUUGGCUACGAGGGUGAAUGGGCCGGCCGGCCAGGCUGGCAGCAGAUUGCUGACUGUGUCACCGGCAUCGCUUGGGCCCAAGGCCAAUUCAUGGGCCACUCCACCCCCGCAGUCCCCCCCUUCCCCAUCUCCGACUACGGCACGGGCUGUAUGGGCGCAAUCGCAGCCCUAACCGGCCUCUAUCACCGCGCUGCAACCGGCGGCUCGUACCACGGCAAAGCCUCUCUCAUGCACUACGACCUCCUCCUCUUCGCCGUAGGCCAAUACUCCGCCUCCAUCCAAGAGUCCAUGCGCGCGUCCCAACCACCCGAGUUCUUCGCCCUGCGCCACUGUGACAGCGUCGACCGCAUUUCCUCGACUGUGCUGAAGAUCAUGCAGCAGCGAUUCCCGCAUUUGUAUGAGCCCGAGGUGCUUACAGAGAAGUGGCACUCGGAGGCGUAUAAGGCGGAUAUCGAAGUUGUGAAGCCUGUGGCGGAGAUUGAGGGGGUUGAGAAUGUGUUUGAGCGGGGGAGCCGUCCGAACGGUGUGGAUCGGGCGAGUUGGGGGGAUUUUAUGAGGGAGGAGGGGGAUUAUAGGUGUUGAUUCCGAUGAUUCGGGUGUGGACUUAAACCUCUAGUAGCAGCAUCUAUGCGUCGCAUCUAGGCAUGUAUUCGUGACGUGAUAGAUGAAUGCACCGUCUACUUCUCGCAUUUAUCUUCCACAAUCUUUCACACUAUUACUGUUUAACUUUAAGUUCUCUGCCACCUAGUCAUACUCUGUAUCGUCGUCGGAAUCUAUAGAACCGUUGAGCCGAAACACGAUCGGAAGCGAACCAUCCUAUCGGAAGCCCC
This is a messenger RNA of Aspergillus ruber CBS 135680, 2185 nucleotides long. Its product is annotated as CAIB/BAIF family enzyme. Gene Ontology annotation, molecular function: catalytic activity. The transcript is spliced from 4 exons. The record is from RefSeq and is a predicted model, not a curated record. Bases 249 to 1937 code for a protein of 562 amino acids. NCBI's taxonomy places the organism in Eukaryota, Fungi, Ascomycota, Eurotiomycetes, Eurotiales, Aspergillaceae.